This is a messenger RNA of Topomyia yanbarensis, 2665 nucleotides long. It is a transcript of the gene Adss, whose product is annotated as adenylosuccinate synthetase. Gene Ontology annotation, cellular component: cytoplasm. The record is from RefSeq and is a predicted model, not a curated record. Gene Ontology annotation, molecular function: adenylosuccinate synthase activity; GTP binding. The transcript has 8 exons. NCBI's taxonomy places the organism in Eukaryota, Metazoa, Arthropoda, Insecta, Diptera, Culicidae. Bases 389 to 1759 code for a protein of 456 amino acids. Gene Ontology annotation, biological process: IMP metabolic process; 'de novo' AMP biosynthetic process.
UUCUUCUCCGUCUGUCGGUACUCGUGGUUGACUUGCUAAGUUGUCAGUCGAAUUUUCUCGCUUUUCGCGGUGUGACUCGUGACUUAAUUUUCUGAAUGGCGAAGCAGCUGCUUUAGUUUCGUCGCUCUAGUUUGUCGUCCAGAAUCAGUUAUAUUUCGUGUCAUUCCGGUUCGCGUUCAACACUGUAUCAACAUACUUCCGGUAUUCCAGCGUGUGUUUGCAACUUUGUAAUUUUUCCGGCCUGUGCGUGUGCAAGCAGUGAAAAAAGUACGAUUGGUUGACCUGUGUUGUAAUCAUUUCCAUUGAGGUUCAAUUUUUUUACCAUAUUCGGUCGCAUUUUGAUUUCGACUUGUUUGGGAGUGUAGUGUGAAUCUGGAAACUUCGUAAAAUGUCGCAAGUUGCACUGAAUGGCGAAAAUCAUCUCCCGCAUGGUUCGCAAACGAAUCACGAGCAGAUGCAUCAGCGUUGUCUGAAUCCGUACCGCUCGAAGGUGACGGUUGUGUUGGGAGCACAAUGGGGUGACGAAGGAAAAGGCAAGGUGGUUGAUAUGUUGGCCACUGAGGCGGACGUUGUUUGCCGGUGUCAGGGAGGAAACAACGCCGGUCACACUGUUGUGGUGAAUGGAAAGGAUUUUGACUUUCAUCUAUUACCGAGUGGGAUCAUUAAUGAGAGGUGUAAAUCCGUUAUAGGCAACGGCGUUGUAAUACAUCUGCCCGGUUUGUUCGAGGAGUUGGCCAAAAAUGAAGCAAAAGGUCUGGUUGACUGGCAAGAUCGGUUGGUCAUUUCGAACCGUGCUCAUUUGGUGUUCGAUCUGCACCAGCAAGUUGAUGGACUGCAAGAAGCUGAAAAGGGAGGAAAAUCACUUGGAACAACCAAGAAAGGUAUUGGCCCAUGCUACUCGAGCAAAGCCACCAGGAAUGGUAUUCGUGUGUCGGAUUUGUUGGGUGAUUACAAAGUAUUCAGCGAGAAAUUCGAGGCCCUGGUCAACAUGUACAAGAGGCUAUUCCCCAAUUUUGAAGUAGAUAUUGCUGCUGAACUGAUCAGAUAUCGAGAUUACGCCGAACGAUUGCGUCCACUUGUGCGAGAUACCGUAUCGUUCCUGCAUUCGUCGCUCAAGGAUGGCAAGAGCGUGUUGGUGGAAGGUGCCAAUGCCGCAAUGCUGGACAUUGACUUUGGCACCUACCCGUACGUGACCAGCAGUAAUUGCAGUAUCGGCGGAGUUCUCACGGGGCUCGGGUUACCACCGCAAACCAUCGGCGAAGUAAUUGGUGUGGUCAAGGCUUAUACUACUCGCGUCGGAGAUGGUCCUUUCCCGACCGAGCUUCAUGAUGACACGGGUUCGUUUCUACAGAAGCGAGGCGCGGAGAUUGGUGUAACCACAAAACGAGUACGUCGUUGUGGUUGGCUGGAUCUCGCACUUCUGCGAUAUACAGCUAUGGUUAAUGGGUAUACAUCGAUAUGUGUCACCAAGUUGGACAUAUUGGAUACUCUCAAGGAAAUUAAAGUCGCUAUGAGUUACAACCUGAACGGUGAGCAGAUUGACUACUUUCCAGGCUCGAUCACCGAUCUCGGACAGGUCGAGGUCAACUACGUUACAGUGCCGGGCUGGUUGAAGUCGACCGAAAACGUUCGUGAUUUCAACCAACUCCCUCAAGAGGCCCAGGACUACAUCCGAUUAAUUGAAACCACUUUGGGCGUACCGGUAAAAUGGAUCGGUGUCGGUAAAGGACGUGAGUCGAUCAUUAACGUGAGGGAUUAAGCUAUAUCCCAGUUCGUAUACCAUCUAGCUGCUUGUUAACGUUUUUUUCUGCACGAACUUUUUGAGAGCACGGAUGAGGGGCUUACUGAAGAGGGAAGCGUUGUUAUUCGGCAUUAACAAAUGAAAUGCAAGAGACAACUUCCCCAGCGACUAUAGAUGGGAUCGUGUUUUAAAUUUAUCAGUUUUAAAUGCAGGAAACACCAAAUUAAGAAGACAGAAGUUAUCUUUAUGUGAAAAGGUAAAAACCGACAAAAGUAUAUUAAACGGUUAAUCCAUGUAUGUGUGUGUAAGAAUAUGCAGCAAAGUUAGCAUUAGUCGCAUAUUUAUACGCCAAAAGCGAAGCGUGUUUACAUAGUUUAUUGCCAUGGCGAAAAUUCGCUAAUGUGAUGGACAUAACCAGGAACUUUACUGUUUAUUAGGCCGUCAAAUACUUAACUACCAGAUGUUACUAGAUUUAGAGCAGCCAACCGCACAAACUGAGCAUUCAUUGCCUAAUGAAAAGAUCGCAAGAUGAAUAUGCAAAUUAUCCAAAAAGAAAACGUUAACUACAAACUAAUUUAGCUAGGUUGUACAUUGAACUUGGUUGGGAAAACCACAAAAAAAAUUUACUGUGCGCUAUACCUAAGCGGGUGUCAUAAAUUUUCGAUUGAUUUUAAAAUACCACAGCAGAAAAACACAACUGUUAACAUUUAUAUAGGUACCGUGAAAUGUACAUUUUUUCUCAACAUUACGGAAUUGAUAUCUGGAACGGUUUGUGAAAUAACGAUACAUAAACUCGACUUUGUCAAAUUAUCUGCUGCCAGGGGCUUUUUGUUUGAAUCAGUUUUCAACAUGCUGCAAGUCCAGUGUUAUUUUUAUUUUGUCAAAGCAAACUGUAAUAUAAUUAGGUCUUACUGUUUUAAGUUA